GGAAAUAUAUAUCUAAAUUAAUGAGCAAGUGUGAUCUCUGAAUGAAUAGGAAACUUCUGAGCAGGUUUUGUCCAAAAGUAUUAGGAACUCCUAACACUUUGUUCUGCUUCCUUCUCAUUUCAUUAAUAGCAUCAAUCCCUCUCUUGCUUGCUAGCAGCGUCACAAUAAUAGCAAUUUCGAUCUUUUCAUGCAAGAUAUUCUUGGAAGGAGCCUUUAUGAUAUCUUAUCACGCGAAUUCAGAACUCUUCCCAGCUUUAUUUUCCCGGUUUGCUUUAUUAGUUUGUGGAUUUAUGGGCCAUUGUCUAUCUGUUUUCGCUCCAAUGGUGGCAGAAAUAAAGCCCGAUACUGUACCUAUCUCUGUAUUUCUUAUCACUAGUACUUUGGGAAUCCUUGCUUCUCUAAUACUCACAAAUUCAAGACCAACUCUAGAAACAGUGUACAAAAGUGAGAUCUAA
This is a messenger RNA of Moneuplotes crassus, 455 nucleotides long. NCBI's taxonomy places the organism in Eukaryota, Ciliophora, Spirotrichea, Euplotida, Euplotidae. The record is from the annotation of a GenBank genome assembly.